Molecule: messenger RNA, 2275 nt
Organism: Cricetulus griseus (Chinese hamster)
Lineage: Eukaryota; Metazoa; Chordata; Mammalia; Rodentia; Cricetidae
Source: RefSeq, a predicted model, not a curated record
AUGUACGGCAAGCAUAUGUUGGACUUUUUACGGAGCUGCCUAACUUCUCCAGUGGUCUGGGAGAUGGCUCUGCUGUUAAAGCACUUGUUGUACAAGCUCGAGGACACAUUAGAAUCCUCAGCAUCAGUAGAAGCCCAGUGUAGUGGUGAUGUCUGUAACCCCAGCUCUGAGGAGGCAUCCAGUGUAGCCGUUUACAUCCCGCAGGAGGCUUUCAGCUCUUUCUCUGUGUUUGCUCAGGGACCUACCUUUCUCAGCUUACUCAGCCUUAUUCCUGAUGCGUUUGAUGACUACAGCGGCGACUUCACUUUUUCCCCAGAAGACUACAUGAAUUUCACCCUCAAACCCGUUUUCUGUAAGAAAAACAAUGUCAGGCAGUUUGCGAGCCAUUUCCUUCCACCUCUGUACUGGCUUGUGUUCAUCGUGGGCACCCUGGGAAACAGCCUGGUUAUCCUGGUCUACUGGUAUUGCACAAGAGUGAAGACCAUGACUGACAUGUUCCUUUUGAAUUUAGCAAUUGCUGAUCUGCUCUUUCUUGCCACUCUUCCCUUUUGGGCUAUUGCUGCUGCUAGCCAGUGGACAUUCCAUUCCUUCCUGUGCAAGGUUGUGAACAGUAUGUACAAGAUGAACUUCUACAGCUGUGUGCUGCUCAUCAUGUGUAUCAGUGUGGACAGAUACAUUGCCAUUGUACAGGCUAUGAAGGCUCAGAUCUGGAGGCAGAAAAGGCUGCUGUACAGCAAGAUGGUUUGCAUUAUCAUCUGGGUGAUGGCAGCUGUGCUCUGUACCCCAGAAAUCCUGUACAGCCAGAUCAGUGGGGAAUCUGACAUGGCCAUCUGUACCAUGGUCUACCCUAAGGAUAAGAAUGCCAAGCUGAAAUCAGCUGUCUUGAUCCUGAAGGUCACCUUGGGGUUUUUCCUCCCAUUCAUGGUCAUGGCCUUCUGCUACACCAUCAUCAUUCAUACCCUGGUGCAGGCCAAGAAGUCCUCCAAGCAUAAAGCCCUAAAGGUGACCAUCACUGUCCUUACUGUCUUCAUUAUGUCUCAGUUCCCCUACAACUGCAUUCUUAUAGUGCAGGCUGUUGAUGCCUACACCAUGUUUAUCUCCAACUGUGCUAUUUCCACCAAUAUUGACAUCUGCUUCCAGGUCACUCAGACCAUUGCAUUCUUCCACAGUUGCCUGAAUCCAGUUCUCUAUGUUUUUGUGGGUGAGAGAUUCCGCAGGGAUCUCAUGAAGACCCUGAAGAAUUUGGGAUGCAUUAGCCAGGCCCAGUGGGUUUCAUUCACAAGGAGAGAAGGUAGCUUGAAGCUUUCUUCCAUGUUACUGGAGACAACUUCAGGGGCCCUCUCCCACUGAAAGAAGUUCUCACUGAGGCAGAUGAUUCUUUUGGAAAUAAUGAGAUCUAUAGACACAAUAUAGUCUCCCCGCUGAUAAGACUAAAGAGAAAGCAAACAAAAAGGAAAUGAGAAAAAGCAAAACAAAAUAAACAAACUAGGAUGAGCCUAAACAGCUUUGUCAUGAUAGUCAGGAUAUGCCAAAGUUUUCAAAACUGACCACACCAGAAGGACACCAGCUGGUUUUUGGUUGCAGUAACUGCAAUUCUGAGGAGGAUACUUGAGCAGCGGUGGGGACGCCCCAGCCAUGCACAUGCUAACCAUCAGUGCAGGUGGGUUCUGGAGGCGUUGAGUCUCUUCAGUGUCCACGUUUCUGCUACUUCAGAUCUGAGGCUACUAUUCUCCAGAGGUGACAGAGCACUGGCCGCUUAGUGACAUUUCCCACCUUGGGACUUUUUCUCUUUAGUCCCACUAAUGGGAAGACUUCGUACAUCUCAUUACUUAUAGAUUUUUAAAUCUAGUAUACACCCAAACAAUCUGAGAUUGAAUGCCCUUUUGAUAUCCUUGGUCUCAUCUGGGCCAAGGACAACCAUUUUCCUUUGGAGCCAUUUGUAAGAAGGGUUGGUCAGCCCAUGUACAGCACAUCAACUGGAGUCUGUUGCUCCCAGCCCACUUCUGUGUCUGGCUGGAGAUGCCAUGCCCAAACCUAGCUGAAGGCUCGAUCUAGGAAGGGAUCUAGCCUGUUCCUUUGUGUGGUAAAGUGACUCUCACAGACUAACCCUGACCAUAUAUUUGGAUGGUGGGGACCUAGCAUGAGCUCCGUUGAGUCUUCUUCAGGGGAGAGGCUGCAGGUUCACUCAUCUUCUCACCGUCAGCGACAUGUCCUUUCCUUCUGAGGCUUCAAAAAGGGUGUCUGCCUCCCUGCUACCUCCCCUUUACUUACUCUG